AUGCUCGCCCUACCCAUCCUCCUCUCGGCGCUCUUCGCGACCACCGCCCUCGCCAGAGAGCUCACCCGCUGCGACACCCCCUCGCCACCCACCGACACCAAUCUCCAACACCUCCACAACUCCUACCUCGCCACCAACACCACCGACAGCCAAUAUCCCCUCACGAUCAAAACCCACAUCCACCUAAUCACAACGACCGCGACCAAAAACGACUACCCACCCUCCCUGCUCACCGCCCAAAUGGCCGUCCUAAACGAAAAGUACGCCCCCUCUCACAUCGUCUUCACCACAGAAUCCAUCGACCACACCGUCAACGACGACUGGGCGACCUGCGAGCACGGACCCUGCGAGAUGGUGUACAAGCAAGCUCUGCGCAAGGGCGGGUACGCGGAUUUGAAUUUGUAUUUUCUGAGUGAUUUGGCGAAUGGGUCGCUGUAUGGGACGACGUAUCUGCCGGGGGAUGCGGGGAAUGAGACGUUGAGGGUGCUGGAUGGGAGUGUGGUUGUCGCGGGGAGUAUGCUGGGGGGUGACGAGGAGUACAAUCUUGGCUAUACAGCCGUGCACGAAGUCGGGCAUUGGUUCGGCCUCCUACACACAUUCGGUGAUGGCUCCUGCGACGGGCCCGGCGACUACAUCCCAGACACGCCUCAACAGCAAACGGCAACAUCAGGUUGCCCAGAGAUGUCCGACUCAUGCCCGGAUCUGCCUGGACUCGACCCGAUUCAUAAUUUCAUGGACUACAGCUCUGAUGCGUGUAUGAUCGAGUUCACGAAAUUCCAGGCGAUCAGGAUGCGGGUGUUGUAUGAGAUGUUGCGUCUUGGGAGGUGA
Molecule: messenger RNA, 828 nt
Organism: Zasmidium cellare ATCC 36951
Lineage: Eukaryota; Fungi; Ascomycota; Dothideomycetes; Mycosphaerellales; Mycosphaerellaceae
Exons: 3
Coding region: 1-828 (275 amino acids)
Molecular function (GO): metallopeptidase activity
Source: RefSeq, a predicted model, not a curated record